Phytomonas sp. Hart1 is the source of this 651-nucleotide messenger RNA. NCBI's taxonomy places the organism in Eukaryota, Euglenozoa, Kinetoplastea, Trypanosomatida, Trypanosomatidae. The record is from the annotation of a GenBank genome assembly.
AUGAAUGAAUUGUGUGUAUUUGGUGUAGAUGAGGCAAGUUUAAAUAUGAUAUUGUAUGAAUAUUUGUGGCGUAUCCAAAAGGAGUGUUUGAUUAUUGAUGAAUAUUUAAAAGAAUAUGUUACAUGUAGAAAGGUACUUGAUGAUGCUGCUAAAGCAGAAAAGGAUAAAUACAAAGAAAUUGUUGAUUCUGUUUGUGAUAUGGGUCAGGAUCGUGAUAUUAUAUGUCAAACUAUUGUCGAUCAUUUAAAUAAGGGUCAAAGUUCUGAAAUAAUCCUUGGAUAUUUGAAAACUUUGGAAAGUGAAAUGAAAAAAGAAUAUAAUAGAGUUCUACAAUUCAAUCAGGAGCGUGAACGAAUCGUUGCAAGUAUCUGUCAAUAUACAAAUGAUUUGUCUGAACCUAUGACCUCUGAAACAUGUGCCGAGUUGGUUCAAAAACUGCGUAAUGAGAGAAAUGAUGAAGAUAGUAUUAAUAAAUAUUUGAAUACCAUGCAAACAAAACUGAAGCUGGAGCGUGAAAAAAGGGAUCGUAUUAAGUUUGAAAAUGAGUUUUAUGGUAAGUUUCUAAAAUCUAUAGCUGAAGAUCAAGGUUUAGAUUAUCAAAUAUGGGAUUUCAUUCAUGGGUUCAUGGAUUGUGGAUGGAAUGAUGAUUAA